AUGAUGAUAUACUUUACUCGCCCCCUAAACAGAGGUACGUUACGACCGAUGAUUUUACCAAUUACAACAAGUGCAGUUCAUCCAUAUCCAGAGCAAUCGCUUGUUAUGCAUAACCUGGAUCUUGAUUAUUAUUAUCAUCUGGGAUUAAACAGUGGAUUAGAUCUGAAAUCAAAUUUUGGUGAUGUGAAAUAUGUUUUGAUGUGUGGAAGUCCAGUUAGAGCCUAUGAAAUUAUUCAACGCGUUAUGCAAGCAUUUAAUAUCCAGUUACCAAUUGGACAAACAUUAGCACCCAUAGGUAAAACUGAACGUUACAGUAUGUUCAAAAUUGGCCCAAUUAUUUCAAUUUCAUAUGGAAUGGGUAAACCAUCAGCGUCUAUCAUGUUACAUGAAAUAACAAAAUUAUUAUCGGCUGCCGGUGUCUUAGAUCCUGUUUACAUUCAAGUUGGUACUAGUGGUGGUGUAGGAAUUGAAGGUGGAACAGUUGUGAUUUCAAACGCUCUUGUUAACGAUCUGUUACAGCCAUAUCAUUCAAUAGCUGUGCUUGGGAAAAUAAUAGAUCGACCAGCUAAAGUAGAUUUGGAUCUUUGCAAACAACUUUAUGAUGUUAGAGGAGAAAUACCUGCGAUUAUGGGAAUAACAAUGUCAACAAAUGACUUUUAUGAAGGUCAAGCUCGUAUCGAUGGUGCCAUAUGCGAUUAUACAAUGGAAGAUAAAUUAAAGUUUUUGAAAUAUGCUAAUGAUGCAGGUGUUCGAAAUAUCGAAAUGGAAGCAGGUUGUUGUGCAGCAUUUUGUACACGAUUGAAUAUUCGAUGUGCAAUUGUGUGUGUGACUUAUCUAAAUCGUUUGCAUGGAGAUAGAAUAUCAGCUGCACCUCAACAACUGACACAAUAUGAGUCAAAUGCAAUUACUUUGGUUUUAAGAUAUAUUGAGGAACAAUUAGGAUUGGAACCAAAAUGUGCUAUAUAA
Messenger RNA from Didymodactylos carnosus, 966 nucleotides. Lineage: Eukaryota; Metazoa; Rotifera; Eurotatoria; Philodinida; Philodinidae. The record is from the annotation of a GenBank genome assembly.